AUGAACCAAGAAGAAGAGGAAAAUGAGGAAGAGGUGAACCAAGAAGAAGAAGGAAAUGAGGAAGAGGUGAACCAAGAAGAAGAAGCUGAAGACGAGGAAGAAGAAGAAAAUGAGGAAGAGCAAGAACAAGAAGAAGACUGUACUCAGAUAAUGUUCUUUUCACAUCGAUGCAGUCAAUGCCGAAUUCAUAGCCGUAGCUACCUCUGUCCAGAGAAAGCAUGCCCGGUUGAAUAUUUACGGCAAUUGGAAAAUCAUAUAAACGCAGCCAAAGACAGCUUAUAUAUGUGCAUGUACCUAAUGACUGCCGACACGUUGUCGAAAGCCUUCGUAAAAGCACUGAGACGCGGUGUCCAUGUGCGGGUGAUAAUGGAUAAGAGCAUGGCGUACAACUCGCGCGGACAAGCGAUCCCCUUUCACAGGAAUGGUAUUGAAGUAAGAAUACAGCAAACCGAUGCCCUAAUGCACCAUAAGUUCGUGAUCGUCGACGAGCGCAUUUUGAUUACUGGCAGUACCAACUGGACGAUGUCUGCAUUUUUCGGAAAUUACGACAAUAUCAUGAUCACAAAUCAGGUGGCCUUUGUAAAGCCAUUUGUGCAAGAGUUUCAGAAUCUGUGGACCGAGCUCCAAUACUGUGGCAUCAAUAUAGGCGAAGUCAUAUCGUAAGCUGUAACUCGAGUAACCAAGGCUUGAUGAUUCCCCAAAUGACGCUAGACAUCUGACCAUGGCUCACAGUACCUGAACAUUGAACAUUUUUACACACGCCGACUGGAUGGAUUUUGAUAAUCGAGUGUACAUAGAAAUUUUGACACUAUUUUAUAUUGUAUAAUUAUUAAUGAUACUAAUAAAUGAUUUAUAUAUAAAUGCA
Megalopta genalis is the source of this 865-nucleotide messenger RNA. The record is from RefSeq and is a predicted model, not a curated record. Lineage: Eukaryota; Metazoa; Arthropoda; Insecta; Hymenoptera; Halictidae.